UGUAUGACUCGUACUAUCUAUACGUAAUUCUGUUUAGACACCCCCAUUAAUAAAGGACGGUCGCUCCGAGGUCAACAUUUCGUCAAAUCCGCGUCGAAAACGACCCGCGCUAGCCCCAAAGUGAUUCAAAGUGAAAGUGAAAAGACUGGAUUUUUCAUAUUUUUAUUGGCACAUGGAUAGUCGGGGGGCGUUGUGACGACGGUUCCCGUAGAGCGGCACCACGUUUCGCCACAGCAAGCUCCGGUACUCCAACCGCUUGGCGCGAGGGUCGCCGCUGCGGGCUCGCGAGCCGAAGGCGGCGUCAUUGAGCCGCAUCGAGAGCGGGUCCCGGGGAGCCCCCGAGCCCGGGGGAACCCCCGCGCCCGUCCGCCCCGGGUACGGCUACGAGGCGCUCUCCGCUGCCAGCGAUGGGAGCGACCAGGAGCCCGAGGAGAUCCCGGAGUACACCCCCUUCGAGAUGGAGACGUCCGGCGGCGGGGAGUCCGUCGAGAACCCCUCCUCCAGGGGGUCCGCCAAGGUCAACUUCCCCCCGGACGUGGAGCUGGACCGCCGACCCACUGCCACCUUCCAUCGCGGCCGAGGGAGGUCCAUGAGCGCCUGGAGCGACAUCAGCAGGUCGAGCAUGCGGUUCGAGGAGAGAGUGCGAGUGGAGUACUACGUCAACGAAAACACAUUCAAGGAACGACUGCAGCUCUACUUCAUUAAGAACCAACGCUCAAGCUUAAGGAUACGCAUAGUAAAUCUCUUCUUCAAGAUAUUGGCGUGUCUGCUCUACGUGUUCAGGGUGUGUGCUGAUGGAAACCCCAUUUCCUCCAGCUGUUACGGCUGCAAGCCCGGCAACAAGACGGAGUUUGAGUUCUCGGCGAACCUCACGGAGGAGGAGUUCCAGGAGCACCCCAUCAUCAACUGGGACGGGAUAAUAUGGGUCAACCGCCCCCUCUACCUGUGGGGGGUCCAGGUGGUGCUCGCCAUGAUAUCCCUGGCAGAAGCUACCUUGCUGGUGUACCUGGGGUACAAGGGCAACAUCUGGCAACAAGUGCUGUCGUUUCAUUUCAUACUGGAGAUGGUCAAUACGGUACCCUUUGCGCUGACGGUCCCUUUUCCACCGCUACGGAACCUGUUUAUACCGGUGUUCCUGAACUGCUGGCUUGCGAAACGGUCCCUGGAGAAUAUGUUUAACGAUUUACACCGAGCAAUGCAGAAAUCCCAGUCGGCGCUGUCACAACAGCUAAUGAUAUUGUGCGUCACCCUGCUCUGUCUAGUGUUCACAAGUGUAUGCGGCAUCCAGCAUUUCCAGCGAGCGGGCCACCGCCACCUCAACCUGUUUCAGGCUACGUACUUCGUGGUGGUGACAUUCUCCACCGUCGGCUAUGGGGACUUCGUGCCAGACAUCUGGCCGUCACAGCUGUUCAUGGUCAUCAUGAUCGGGGUGGCUCUGGUCGUGCUUCCUACGCAGUUCGAGCAACUGGCAUUCACAUGGAUGGAGCGGCAGAAACUCGGUGGCUCAUACUCUUCCCACCGCGCUCAGUCGGAGAAACAUGUGGUGGUCUGCUCCACCACCCUCCACGCUGAUACCAUCAUGGACUUCCUCAAUGAGUUCUACGCUCAUCCACUCCUCCAGGACUAUUAUGUGGUCCUACUGUCGCCGAUGGAACUGGACACCACGAUGAGAAUGAUUUUACAGGUACCAAUAUGGGCACAGCGAGUGAUCUACAUCCAGGGUUCGUGUCUGAAAGACUCCGACCUCAUCCGCGCCCGCAUGAAUGAAGCUGAGGCCUGCUUCAUACUCGCAGCCAGGAACUACGCCGAUAAGACUGCCGCUGAUGAGCAUACUAUACUCAGAUCCUGGGCAGUAAAGGAUUUUGCGCCAAACGUGCCGCAAUAUGUCCAGAUCUUCAGACCGGAGAACAAACUGCAUGUGAAGUUUGCUGAGUUCGUGGUGUGUGAGGACGAAUUCAAGUACGCGUUACUGGCUAACAACUGCACCUGCCCUGGCGCUUCCACCCUGGUGACGCUGUUGCUGCAUACUAGUCGAGGACAGGAAGGCCAGCAGUCUGCGGAAGAAUGGCAUCGGCUAUACGGCAAAUGUUCAGGCAACGAAAUAUACCACAUCGUUUUGGGAGACAGUCGCUUCUUUGGCGAAUACGAAGGAAAAAGCUUCACAUAUGCCAGCUUUCAUUCGCAUCGAAAAUACGGUGUCGCUUUGGUGGGCGUCCGACCCGCAGAACUACCGGAGUUCUACGAAGACACGAUACUCCUCAACCCCGGACCAAGACACAUUAUGAAAAGCAGCGACACAUGCUAUUAUAUGAGCAUCACGAAGGAGGAAAACUCCGCGUUCGUUGUUUCAGAUCGGCAAGACAAAACCAUACCCAAAGACCAAACCGCAUGUAGCCUACUAUCGGGCGAGAAGAAACAAGACGCGGAGGAUGGUUCCAGACAGCAGAAAAAACCAGACGGUAGUAAUGUGGCUAACUACGACCUCCCUCAAGUGAUACUGCAGGCCCCAUCGAGUACCACCCCCAACGCAUCGCCCUCACACAAUCAAGCUAAUACAGUAUCAUCCGCUAAUUUAUCUGUCGUUGGCUACUCAUCAGCAUCGGACUCGCGAACUUGCCUCAGAGAAUCACCCGCGACCGACAGUGCCACCGACAGUCAUUUGCUUUUACCACGUCCCGACUCCAAUUUCUUGAGUCCCGACUCGCUGAGCGUGCGACGUGGAAGUCGACGUCCAUCCAUAUUGCCCGUGCCGGACAUGGUGACCAGUAGUCUGAACAUAGCCUCGGACAACCAGGAGGAGGAAGGCGAGGCAGACGAGAGCGAGGAUGAGCUCGAUGAUGAUGUGCCCUGGAGGUCUCCCUCUGAGAAGAUAGCUGACGACGCGACCACAAGUUCCUUUUCGUCAAUGGAUAGCGACGCCCGGUCAGUUUGGCGCAACGAUUUCCAUAGGAUUGUCAAAGGGUUUCCCCCUGUCUCACCCUUCAUUGGAGUGAGCCCAACUUUGUGUUAUCUGCUCAAAGAGAAGAAGCCAUUAUGUUGCUUGCAACUAGCACAGGUAUGUGAGCACUGCGCUUAUAGAAACGCUAAAGAGUACCAAUGGCAGAACAAGACCAUAAUUCUAGCGGCGGAUUACGCCUCGAACGGCAUUUACAACUUUAUAAUACCGCUGCGAGCUCACUUCAGGUGCAAAACGUCUUUGAAUCCGAUAAUACUGUUGCUGGAAAGGAGACCAGACAUUGCUUUCUUGGAUUCAAUAUCAUAUUUCCCACUGGUGUACUGGAUGAUGGGUAGCAUUGACAGUUUGGACGAUCUCCUACGAGCUGGAAUAACGUUAGCCGAAAACGUUGUUGUUGUGAACAAAGAACUAUCAAACUCAGCUGAGGAAGACAGCCUGUCUGACUGUAACACUAUCGUCGCCGUACAGACUAUGUUCAAGUUUUUCCCAUCGAUCAAAUCCAUAACGGAACUGUCUCAGUCAUCUAACAUGAGGUUCAUGCAAUUCCGAGCUCAUGAUAAAUAUGCAUUGCAUUUGUCCAAAAUGGAAAAGAGGGAGAAAGAGCGUGGAUCACAUAUCUCGUACAUGUUCAGGCUGCCGUUCGCAGCGGGCUCUGUAUUCUCCGCCUCGAUGCUCGACACGCUACUCUACCAGGCCUUCGUCAAGGACUACGUUAUAACAUUCGUUAGGCUAUUGCUAGGCGUAGACCAGGCACCAGGUUCUGGCUUCUUGACCUCUAUGAAAAUAACGAAGGAGGAUAUGUGGAUUCGCACGUACGGUCGGCUGUACCAGAAGCUUUGCUCGACGACGUGCGAAAUCCCAAUCGGCAUAUAUCGCAUCCAGGACACGAGCCUGGUCGAUCCGUCGCACCACGUGAGUAUGCCGGCACCGACUCCGACCAGUCGGUUUUGGUCGCGUCUCACGGGAUUGCGAACAUCGCGCGCCUCGCAGGGCGAAGCGAGCGGGGAGGCGGGGGAGCGGAGCGGGACGACGACGGGCUGUCUGACCGGCUGUACCAGGGAGCGGACGCCCGCGUAUUCGACGAGUUCCGCUGACGAAGCAAGGGAUAACCAUAGACAACAGAUAGAAAGGGCGGAAAUAGCCAACCUUGUAAGGUCUAGAAUGGAAUCGUUGAAUCUGACAGGCGUAGACUAUGAUGAUGUGAGCGAGAAACGAAGUAGCCUGUCCUACGUCAUUAUAAACCCGAGCUGCGACUUGAAUCUACAGGAAGGUGACAUUAUAUAUCUGGUGCGGCCGUCACCGUUCUCAGCGCAGAAGACGUUCGAGCGUCACAACAGCCGGAGGAAGUCCAACAUCAGCUUCGUGUCGGGGGCUCUGAUACAGGCAGCGUGCGGCAGCCGGCGGGGCUCCGCCCUGGGGGGCCUGACCAGCCUGACACCCCGACCCCCACCCCUCACCAACACCAAGGCCAACUCCCUUUCCCUGCCCGACAGCCCGACCGUCACAGACUUCCGUGGCAGAUCGAACUCCCUGCGAGUCGUCGACGACAUUCUCCUUCACCGCUCCAAUUCCUUGAGACAGGGGCUAGGAGCCGUCCCCAACGCGCGGCGACGCAAGAGCAGCUUGGAGGAGAUAGGCAUAUCCCACUUCAACAGCCUCCUGCUGCACCAACAGCAGCAGCAGCAGCAGAACGCGAACGCUAUCAAGAUCGCCCUGAACUCGAGCAUCGGACUCGAGGUGACGCCACCCGACGAGGGGCCUUCCGACCGGCUAGGGGCCCCGCUGACUGGGUACCAGGACGUGGCGGGGGCUCUGCCCUCCACCAGCAGCGCCACCAACCUGCAGGCGCCCUCCCCGGACCCCUCCCACCUGCAGGGCACCAUCGUAUGAUACCACCUGAUGUGGGGACGCCGACACAGUUCCGUGGUCCGGAAUCGGUUCAACUGAAUUGGACACUUUCGUCGUCUCUACCGCACCUCUAGCUAUUGUUUUGUGUAUCUCUACCGGAAACUUCUGACUUAGUGGAGUGGGACACUGAUGUGUAAGAGCUGUGUAUUAUGCGGGAUCAAUUAGAUAUACGUAGACGGAUUAAUGUUGUUUUAAGGCUGUACAUACAGGCUUCGUUUAUUCCUAUCUAGCCUAUAAGACUAUAUCUCGAAUGACUAUAUUAAUGUUAUUUAUAUUUACAUAUUAUAUUUACUAUUGUUCACGUAUACCUGUACAUGUCUCAUUCGGUAUUGUAUAUUCGACUAUUACGUGUAAGGAUCGCGUUUCAUUCAUUGGAUAGAUUUUAGUUUACAAUAGAUAUCGGGUUACUAAUAAGCGACAUACGAAUUUGAAUUUAAUUCACGGUUAUCAUUAGAUUUGUUGUUGUCUAACGCAUUGUAUCUGAUUCAGUGGUAAAUAAAUAUUCUGCA
Messenger RNA from Aricia agestis (brown argus), 5373 nucleotides. It is a transcript of the gene SLO2, whose product is annotated as potassium channel subfamily T member 2. The coding region runs from base 458 to 4846 and encodes 1462 amino acids. Gene Ontology annotation, molecular function: intracellular sodium-activated potassium channel activity. Lineage: Eukaryota; Metazoa; Arthropoda; Insecta; Lepidoptera; Lycaenidae. The transcript is spliced from 24 exons. The record is from RefSeq and is a predicted model, not a curated record. Gene Ontology annotation, cellular component: membrane. Gene Ontology annotation, biological process: potassium ion transport.